Molecule: messenger RNA, 2452 nt
Organism: Verruconis gallopava
Lineage: Eukaryota; Fungi; Ascomycota; Dothideomycetes; Venturiales; Sympoventuriaceae
Exons: 4
Coding region: 360-2192 (610 amino acids)
Biological process (GO): transmembrane transport
Molecular function (GO): transmembrane transporter activity
Source: RefSeq, a predicted model, not a curated record
CUUUGCUGGUUGGUUUGUGAUAGAAAUUUAAGUCCUCUUUCUCUCCGUGUUAAAGCGAGCCUCGUCUGUAAAAAGUUUUUGUUGCCACAGGCGAAAAUUUCUCCGUCAUCUUUGCCAUUUUUUGCACGCCGCACAGAGCUAUAAACCCUUUUGACCCAAGAAGUCGGUGCGAGUUAGCUACUGCUCCAUGACCUACCUCACUUUUCCGUCCUCGUUCUGAAUAGGAGCUUCAGGAAACUAUCUGACAUAUCCAAUUCUCGACUGCACUGUACACAAUUGCGCUCAGUUCUUGACAAGUGUGUUUAAGCUACUCCACGAGAAAGCUUUACACUGGUCUUUUCAGUCGCAAGGCAGUAGAUAUGGUUCUCAACGAAGCAGACAGGGAAGUAGUGCGCAAUGAACGCGACGCAAGUCCGACUAUGUUUCAGGAAUACACAGAAACAGGCGAAGCUAUUGAACGCGCGGAAACACGAGCUUCUUCUGAAUCUUCGUCCUCAGAUGGCUCAGCUCGGCAAAGGCAAGCAUCGCUAGGCAUGUCGCGCCUACCUACCGAGUCUAUUAUUCCAGGCGACAUGCAGCGUAACGAAACUGCUAUGAGUCGCAUUCAGACACAGCGCUCGCAACAUUCCAAUACAGUCGGCGCGAGCGUGAAGAGUAGGGUUAGCAAGAAGCCACUUCCACCUAUGGGCGCAGGAAAGCCAUAUCCGCCUGCUUUGCCGGAACGGGAGGAAUACGUUGUCGAAUUUGACGGCGCAGAUGAUCCUUUGCACGCGCAGAAUUGGACUAUGAAGAGAAAGCUGCUGACGGGGGCUAUGCUCGGCUAUUUCACGUUUCUCGCUGCAUUUGGGAGCAGCAUCUUCUCCGCAGCAACAAGGGUCGUUGCGAAGUACUUCGGUGUUAGCGCUGAAGUGGGUACUUUGGGUGUUUCUUUGUAUGUCCUUGGGUUCGCAACCGGUCCAAUUAUUUGGGCUCCAUUCUCAGAACUGAGAGGACGCAAGCUGCCUCUAGUGAUUGGAUCCUUUGGGUUCAUGCUCUUUCAAUUUGCAGUUGCUACGGCCAAAGAUCUGCAGACUGUUUUGAUAUGCAGGUUCUGGGGGGGAUUUUUCGGGGCUUGUCCUCUCACCGUCGUUGCUGCUGUUUUUUCCGAUAUGUUUAACAACAGAACAAGAGGUCUAGCGAUAACUGUGUUCUCUAUUAUGGUCUUCUCCGGUCCUCUUAUGGCCCCCUUCAUUGGUGGCUUCAUUACAAUGUCCUAUCUUGGUUGGCGAUGGACUGAGUAUCUCGUUGGAAUUAUGGCCGCUGUCGCAUUUGUUUUGAUCCUAUUCUUCCUUGAGGAGACCUACCCGCCAGUCAUACUCAUCAACAAAGCCGAGGAGCUACGGCGCCGAACGAAGAAUUGGGGGAUCCACGCCAAGCAAGAAGAAAUCGAAAUCGACCUACGUGAGCUUGUUGAGAAGAACUUCACUCGUCCAUUGAGAAUGCUGGCCACCGAGCCCAUUGUACUCCUCAUUAGUGUUUAUAUGGCAUUCAUCUAUGGAUUACUGUACUUGUUCCUGACAGCAUAUCCGCUUGUCUUCCAGGGCGUACACCACAUGAAUCCGGGUCUAGGCGGGCUUCCAUUUUUUGGAAUGAUCAUUGGCGAGCUUUUGGCAGGUAUUACUAUUGCGCUACGCCAGCCAGGCUACAACAAAAAACUCGCUGCGAACGGUGGCUUUCCCGUGCCAGAAUGGCGCCUUCCGGAAGUAAUUGCAGGCGGCGUUGCAUUUAGCGCUGGCCUUUUUUGGUUUGGCUGGACAGGAAACUACGAGAGCGUGCACUGGAUCGUCCCUACUUUAUCUGGUCUUCUCUCUGGCUUCGGGAUCAUGAGCAUCUUUCUUCAAUCGCUGAACUACCUCGUGGACGCCUAUCUAAUGUUUGCUGCUUCAGCCAUCGCCGCGAACACAUUUCUACGAUCCCUUUGUGGAGCCGGCUUCCCACUAUUUGCAACAUAUAUGUUUAAUGGAAUGGGGAUCAACUGGGCAAGCACUCUUUUGGGCUGUGUUGCGGCUAUACUAGUGCCCGUUCCGAUUUGGUUCUACCUGAGGGGUGGAAAGAUCAGGGAGAAGAGUGCAUUUGCACCAACUCACAUUGGCCCCAAACCGCCAGCUCAGGAGAGCACUGAUGAAGAGAAAGGAAGCGAUAAGUUGGAUUAAGUCAGGGAAGAACGGGUAAAGAACCAUUUGUUAAAAAAAAACCUCUUUACUGUUAUGAUAUCCGUAAACUUUGCAAGUAUCAGCAAAAGAAGGCAUCAUAGCGUUUCGACCAAGCAAAUUGCAUGUUGCUAUCUUGGUUGUGUUUCUCCAUCGCACGUUCAAGUUGCUGCUGCGAUAUUUUGUUUGAUCUGAGGAUGGACCCGAUUAAUAUCCUAAUGAACUAUUUAAUUCUUUCUAAUCAAUCGUUGGGUUGGAUUCAA